Messenger RNA from Chanos chanos (milkfish), 717 nucleotides. RefSeq lists its product as uncharacterized. NCBI's taxonomy places the organism in Eukaryota, Metazoa, Chordata, Actinopteri, Gonorynchiformes, Chanidae. Gene Ontology annotation, cellular component: membrane; cell-cell junction. The coding region runs from base 28 to 717 and encodes 229 amino acids. The record is from RefSeq and is a predicted model, not a curated record. The transcript is spliced from 4 exons.
UCCCUUUCUACCUAUUUUCAACUAAAAAUGACUCGUGGGUUUAUUCUUGCUUUCAUCCAAUUUGUAUUACUUCAAGUAACACUCAUGGAGCCCACUGAGGUCACCGGGUACAUUGGACAGUCUAUCACAUUGAAAACCGGGGAAAGUCCUUCCUCACAGCUUACUCAGGUUGAAUGGUCCAUAUUUAAGAAUACGACUAUUAUAGCAAAGCUUAAAGAUGGCUCUCAGUCUCUCAAUCGGUUCUGGCGAUACAAGGGUAGACUACAACUGGAUCAUACCACUGGCGACCUGUUCAUUAAAAAACUGAUUCAAGGGGACAAUUUGACAUACUCUGUGGAACUCAAAAAUGGAGAUAAAAGAAAGACACAUAAAAUCAUUCUAAAAUUACGAGAACCUAGGAGCAAGCCUGAGAUAAACAUCACAUACAGCAUGCUGAAAGCAAACCAGUGUGUCAUUAUGCUGAGGUGCUCAUCGACUGAAGAGGAUGUCCAAUUCUACUGGAACGCUAUGGAUAACUUUGUGGAGCCAUACUGGUCAGGAACCUCAAACCAAAACUCUAAUGAGUCUGCCCUGUGGACAUCCUUCAGUCCAAACAGAAAUGUGACCUUCACCUGUGCAAUCCGCAAUGAGGACAGCGUGUCCAGCGAUUUGACAGUGAAAUGUCUAGAAUGUCGACAGAGGUUGAUCCCAGAGAACUUAAGGCAGUUGCGGAAUUAG